AUGAAUUCAAUCCAAAAGCUUCGGUACCACAUAAAGGACCUCCUUUACAAUCCUACGCACACGGAAUGGCUCUUCCCUGUGCUGUUCAUACUCGACGCCAUGCUCUGCAUGCUGGUUAUCAAGAAUGUGCCUUACACCGAAAUUGACUGGUCGUCUUACAUGCAACAAGUGCGUCAAUACAUUGCGGGCGAACGCGACUAUGAAUUCAUUAAAGGCGAUACCGGACCACUGGUAUACCCUGGCUUGCACGUUUAUGUGUAUCGGGUACUUUUCGAAUUGACUGAUGAAGGGAAGGAUGUGAGGCGGGCACAGUGGAUUUUCAUGGGUGUUUAUUUGGCGGGACUAGGGCUCGCAGGGGAUGUUUAUCGAAGGGCGAAGGUCCCACCAUGGGUGCUUCCCUUGCUUGUACUGUCAAAGAGGCUGCAUAGCAUUUUUUUGCUGCGGAUGUUCAAUGACUGCUUUGCGGUCUUGUUCCUCUUUGCUGCUAUCAAUUUAUACCAGAGACGCCAGUGGACUACUGGUACGCUGCUGUUCUCCUGUGCACUGGGGGUCAAGAUGAGUGUGCUGCUUAUGUUGCCGACGCUCGGGCUUGUCCUACUCAUGGCUAUGGGUCGCGAACGGCUUAUGACACAGCUUAUGCUUAUUGGACAGAUGCAGCUUCUGUUUGGCUACCAGUUCCUCUCCACCGACGCCCGUUCCUAUUUCACACGUGCCUUCGACCUAUCGCGCGUCUUCAUGUACAAAUGGACCGUAAACUGGCGUUUCGUCCCCGAGUCUACCUUUCUCUCGCGCCCCUUCGCCAUUGGUUUACUGGCGGCCCAUCUCACCGUUCUCGCUGUCUUCGCAUUCGUCCGCUGGAUCCGCCCUUCUGGCCGCUCAUUAUUUGACUUCCUCCAAGCGUCCUGGGCAAUGCCAGCCGGUCCGCACGACCAACAGAAGAUCUACCGGCGCCUUAGCCCAGAAUUUAUUGCAACAAGUCUCAUGACUGCGAAUGCGGUAGGUAUGUUAUUCGCGCGGAGCCUGCACUAUCAGUUCUAUUCGUGGACUGCAUGGUGUACGCCAUUGUUGCUAUGGAAAUCGGGAAUGCAUCCUGUGCUAGGAUAUAUGGUUUGGUCGGCACAGGAGUGGGCAUGGAACGUGUAUCCGAGCACGAAUAUGAGUUCGGCGAUAGUGGUGGCCAGUCUCGGAGUUCAAAUUGGUGGUGUGUGGUGGGGAACCAGGAAGGAAUUUGAGGGCGUGGAUGCGUAUGAUACGCCGACAGGGGAAGGGGUGAAAAGGCAGCCGCGAGGUGAGCCAAAGGUUUUAGAUGUUACGCACGAGCAUACAGAGUAG
Molecule: messenger RNA, 1332 nt
Organism: Pseudovirgaria hyperparasitica
Lineage: Eukaryota; Fungi; Ascomycota; Dothideomycetes; Acrospermales; Acrospermaceae
Product: ALG3-domain-containing protein
Exons: 4
Coding region: 1-1332 (443 amino acids)
Cellular component (GO): endoplasmic reticulum
Molecular function (GO): dol-P-Man:Man(5)GlcNAc(2)-PP-Dol alpha-1,3-mannosyltransferase activity
Source: RefSeq, a predicted model, not a curated record